Molecule: messenger RNA, 1533 nt
Organism: Hydra vulgaris (swiftwater hydra)
Lineage: Eukaryota; Metazoa; Cnidaria; Hydrozoa; Anthoathecata; Hydridae
Product: translation initiation factor eIF2B subunit gamma
Biological process (GO): biosynthetic process; cytoplasmic translational initiation
Cellular component (GO): guanyl-nucleotide exchange factor complex; eukaryotic translation initiation factor 2B complex
Molecular function (GO): translation initiation factor activity; guanyl-nucleotide exchange factor activity
Source: RefSeq, a predicted model, not a curated record
AACUUUAUUUUGAAAUAAACAAUUAGUCUAAUAUAAUAUGGCACUUGAGUUACAGCCUGUCAUCCUGGCAGCUGGUGAAGGGUCAAAAAUGUUCCCUUUAACAGAAAACAUUCCUAAAUGUUUAAUGCCAAUUGGUAAUAUGCCUAUGAUUUGGUAUGUUGUGAAUCAGCUUGAGCGCUCAGGAUUUCAAGAUUUUAUUGUUAUUGUUCGAUCUAAUGAUGCUAGCUUGGUUCAACAAACAUUACAAUCAUUAUGCUUAUCAAGCAGUACUUUUGAUUUUAUCAAACUGCAAGAUGAUGAAGAUUUUGGAACCUGUGAUGCAUUAAGAUUAUUAAAGAGCAAAAUUAAAAGUGAUAUACUAGUUGCUAGUUGUGACCUGAUAUCUGAAGCACCUGUUCAUAGACUUGUUGAUAUUCACAGAAUAUAUGAUGCAAGCAUUACAGUAAUGUUAUCAAAACCAGUUGAACUUCAACUAGAAAAAGAUGUAACUGCUGCCAAUCAACAUAAAAGCGCAUCCCACAUAGGUAAUAAAGAUGUUGUAUCUAUUGACACACAAGAAAACCGACUUUUAUACUUUGCAAAUGAAGGAGACAUUGAGUCCGAUAAUAUAGUUUUUAAAAAAUCAAUGAUGAAGAGGUAUUCUAAUAUAAAACUGUUAACAAACUUGGUAGAUUGUCAUUUGUAUAUAAUGAAGAAAUGGAUUCUAGAAUAUAUAGCCAGCAACAAUAAGUUGGAAAACAUAAAAUCUGAUGCUAUUCCUUUAAUUGUUCGGAAACAAUUUUCAGUUCAGAAAAAGUCAGUUAAGGAUAUGGGACUAAAAACUGUCAAAAGUGAUGAUAGUAAAGACAUUCACUCAUUUCUCCCUAGUAGCAAAGAAAGUAAAUAUAUAACUGAAUAUUCAAGUUAUCAAGGAAGCUGUCUAAAAGAUUCAAUCAAGUGUCAUGUAUAUGUCAGUGAUUCCUUCUGUCUUAGAGUGAACACUAUUCCAUCCUACAUUUUUAUGAAUCGACAACUUUCUAAACUAAAAGAUAUUGCUCCAAACCUAGAAUAUAAAAGGUUACAUCCAACAACUGCUGUCAAUGAAAAAUCACAGAUUGGUAAUGAUUGUUUAGUUGGUGAGUCCACAACUUGUGCACAGAAUACAUCAAUAAAAAAGUCAGUGAUUGGUAAACACUGUGUUAUUUGUUCAAAUGUGCGAAUUACAAACUGUAUUAUCAUGAAUCAUGUUACUAUUUCUUCAGGAAGCAACCUUCAUAACAGUAUUAUAUGUGACAAUUGCUAUAUCCAAGAAAAUGCAUCUCUUACCAACUGUCAAGUGAGUGCUGGACAAACAGUGAAAGAAAACAGGAAUUUAAAGAAUGAAGUUGUUGUAUCAGAAGAAAUGGGUUUUGAAGAAUAAUUAACAGAGCAAGCGCUGAAAAUGAAAAAGUGAUAGGGUUUAAACAGAAACUGAAAAUUCGCUGAAAUAGUUAUUAAUUAAAAAAAAUUAUAAACAAACUACUAUAUGUUGAUGAAUAAUUUUUUUAUAAAUUA